Molecule: messenger RNA, 1718 nt
Organism: Rana temporaria (common frog)
Lineage: Eukaryota; Metazoa; Chordata; Amphibia; Anura; Ranidae
Gene: HACD3
Product: 3-hydroxyacyl-CoA dehydratase 3
Exons: 11
Coding region: 16-1215 (399 amino acids)
Biological process (GO): fatty acid elongation; very long-chain fatty acid biosynthetic process; sphingolipid biosynthetic process
Cellular component (GO): endoplasmic reticulum membrane
Molecular function (GO): 3-hydroxyacyl-CoA dehydratase activity
Source: RefSeq, a predicted model, not a curated record
AUGCCCUAACUCAUCAUGGCGGACGGAAGUGACUGCUUUGCCCUUAUGUGGGACGGACGGCUGAACUUCCCCCCGCCCGCCUCCAGGUGGUGCAGUGACAGCUCGGCCGGUGUGUGUCGGUCGGUGAGCGGAAAGAUGAGUCUCACUCCUCCGGUGUUCUGGGCGCAGCGGCACAAGGAGAUCUUCCUGAGGGUGGAGCUCAGCGAUGUGCAGAAUCCAGAGAUCACCAUCACAGACAAUGUUCUGCAUUUCAAAGCUCUUGGACACGGCGCUAAGGGAGUGAACACGUAUGAGUUUUCCUUGGAAUUCCUGGAGCCUGUAAAAGCGAAGGUGGUGCAGCGCUGCACACAGCGGCAUGUCAACCUCACCGUGAAAAAGGGCGAAAAUCGAUGGUGGCCGCGCUUAAUAAAGCAGGAGCGUAAGCCGCUAUUCCUGGUGCCGGAUUUCGAUCGCUGGCUUGACGAGUCGGAUGCGGAGAUGGAGUUGCGGGACAAGGAAGAAGAAAGGAUAACCAAGAUCAGGGCAGAGUCCAGAGUCCGCGAAGAUCCUUUCCUGUACUUGAAGCGCGGCUACUUGUUCAUGUAUAAUCUCGUGCAGUUCCUGGGCUUCUCCUGGAUCUUCGUCAAUAUGACCGUCCGACUUUUUAUCUUAGGAAAAGAUUCCUUUUAUGACACCUUUCACACCAUGUCUGAUAUGAUGUAUUUCUGCCAGACCUUGGCUCUUCUGGAGAUUGUAAAUCCUUUAAUCGGAUUGGUGAAGACGGGAGUGGUGCCAGCAGUGAUCCAGGUUAUGGGCAGGAACUUUAUACUUUUUAUCAUCCUUGGGCAAAUGGAUGAGAUGCAGAGCAAAGGUGUCGUCUUCUUCAUAUUCUACCUGUGGAGCACCAUUGAAGUCUUUAGGUACCCAUUCUACAUGCUUGCCUGCAUAGAUAUGGAUUGGAAUCUUCUUACUUGGCUCAGAUACACCAUUUGGAUCCCACUGUACCCACUUGGAGCAUUUUCAGAAGCUGCCGGCGUUGUCCUGUCUAUGCCCAUCUUCAAUAAGACCGGCAAAUACAGUUUAAACCUCCCAUCACCCCUGAAUGUGACCAUCAGCUUCUCCGUCUUUCUGUCCAUCUACCUGGUACUCCUAUUUUUGGGUCUCGCCAUCAAUUUCCGUCACUUAUACAGGCAGAGGCGCAAGCGUCUGGGGAGCCGGAAAAGGAAGACGGCAUAAUUGUUUUUUUUUUUUUUAUAUAUAUAGUGAUUGGGAGAAGGUUUUUUUGUUUAAUUACCCCAAAUCUUUUCUUGUUUUACUCCUUAGUCCAGGGGGGAGGCAACCUCUCCCCUCCAGCUGAAACUACUAAUCCCAUCAUGCCGCUGCCUCUAGGAGUCAUGCCUGUGAUUGUCGGGGUCUUGCAAUGCCUCAUGGGACUUGUAGUUUCACCACAGCUGGAGGGCCGAGGUUGUCCUGAUCCCUGCCUUAGUACAUUGUUCAGUUGUGUGUUGUGUGUGUUUUGUUUUGUUUUGUUUUUUUCUUUUACUUUCUGGGACCACAAAGGUCGAAGGGCAUUGCUACUGAAAGCUGAACAGUAGAAAGGGAUUGAUUGAGUGUAAUGAGCAAUUAUCACUUACCUGUGAGCCACCUACUGACCUCCACAUUUAUAGGUGGAUUCAGAAAGACUUAGGCCGGCGUUUCAGUAGAUACGCCGGCCUAAGUCUGAAUCUGCGCCGACGCAA